AAAAUACAUCUCAAAUUUCAACUACUGUUUUCAAGUUUUACUAAGCUAAAUCACUCAUUCCACAUGGGGUACCUAUUUACAAAUUUACAUGCAAGGUGAAAAAGCAGUUGUUACAAGGAAUAUGCUUAAUGUAUAAAUACUUCAGAAGAAAACUUCCCCAUCAUCAAUAAAAAAGGAGGAUGAAUGGAUGCUUUAUCUGCAACAAAGUUUCUUUACGGAAUGCUGUGAGCGUGUUUGGGGAAAUACCAUUUAAAUCGGGCAAGAGUACAAUUGCAGUGAUCGGUGAGGUAAUUGAUAAAAAUAUCAACAAGGAUGCUGUACAUACUGAGUUGCUAUGCAGGAAGUGCCAAAAAUAUAUUGUAGAGUAUGAUUCCCUGCAAGUCAGGUUAAAACAGAUAAAAACGGAAGUUAUAGAGAGUUUCAAGAAAUCUUUACAACGUUAUAAUUUAAACUAUGACACCUACGACGAUGAGCAUCCAAAGAUCAACAUACUGUCCAAGAAGUCUGAGCCCAAAAAGCUGGUGUUACAAGCGUCAAAAUUACUGCCCCUACCGCCGGACUUUGUGUUGUCAGAUGGAAAAUGGUCUAUGGCUAAAACAGGCUCAGCUAUACCUAAAAUAAAGAAUGUUAUGACUCUACCAUCAUCAUCAACAUUAAACCUCAAAGUGACGGUCGGAUCUUCAGUUUUAACGCAAAGCAUAAAUACAAACACGAUUGCAAACACCAAAGUUACACCAAACAUAACUGUAGAUCCAAAAUUAAUUACAACUUCAAAGGAAAACCAAAAAAGCGACCAAACUUAUACAACCACGUCCAACAACCAAGAGUAUGUGCAGAAUGAAGAAUCAACUUUAACAACCAAGUCUGUUGAUUGGAAAGUUUCAAAGAACAAAUCCAGUUCUGUCUUGACGUUUAAUGUGGACUCGUUGCCCAAGGAUUUCCUAUCGUCAACCAUUUUGAAAGUGGACGCUGAGUUUGAGAAAACUAACGAUGAGGAAGAGGGAAACCAGGAGUUAGUGAAUAAUGAUGAUCAGCCGAUGGAAAUAGAUGAAGAUUGUUCGGGUGCGGUCUUGUCGACAAAAUCACGCACGAAGUUGAAGUUCGAGGAAGAUAUAAAGGUGGAUGGAACAGAUAAAUUCGAGACGGAGUUUAUUGAUAUGAAACUAUUGGGCGGUUCCGAAGGACAAUAUGUGCUGGGGAAACUGAUGCUGCAAGACGACGAAUCUGACAACGAUGGCGAUGUUGAGGAACACACAAUAUUGAUGGAUGAACAGAACGGGUCAAUAAUCCGCGUGAUGGCGGGACAGAAGCUCAUGUAUGGGGACGAUGGUAAACUGACCCUCGUCCCUGAUGAUGAGCUGGACAACCAGGACAAUGAGAGCCAAGAUUCAAAUGAGGAGUCUCAGUUAGAACUGCAGGUGUCUGGUGAUGAGGAAACUGCCAACGCCAUUAUCGCGGCGGCACAGGAACAAGGCGGUGCGUUCAUAAAAGUGGAGUCGGGCGAGAUGUAUAGAGUGCAAUCUGUUGAAAGCAAAACCGAUGAAGAAGACAGUUUGAAACUGGAGGCACAGUCGGCGAUGAUUUUGAACGAAGACGGUCAAUUUCGGUGUCUCAUGUGCGAGAGGAGUGAAGACAAAGGUGAGCCAAUAUACGUUGGUGACUCGGAUGCUACCAUGUUACACUUGAAAAGCUAUCACUCUGCGAGGUUAUAUAUCUGUCGCGUCUGCGGCCAUAUAGAGAGAAGGAGAAGUGACUAUGCUCUUCAUAUGGAGGAGCACAACCCGAACAACAAGCUAAUGCAAACCGCCCUAAAGGCUCGCGUACAUCAGUGUAACAUCUGCGACAAGAAGUACCACUCAAAGGCGCUGCUGACGGGACACAUGAACAUGCACAACGGCUCGCGGCCCUACUCGUGCAGCAUCUGCCGGAAGACCUUCGCCUCCAAGUACACCCACCAAUCGCAUCUCAAAACGCACCUCGACCGCCCGCGCCCGUUCAAAUGCCACAAGUGCGAUAAGUCGUUCUUCACGCCGCAGAACUUGAGCCAGCACGAGAAAACACAUUCCAACAUCAAGGAUUUCGUUUGUAAUAUAUGCGGUAAAGCGUUCGGCACACAGCACAACCUCGAAGUUCACGGCGUGGUACAUUCGGGUAACAAACCGUUCGUUUGCGGCAUCUGCGGCAAAGCCUUCGCUAGACGCGCCGAAGUGAGAGACCACAUGAGAAUUCACACAGGUGAGCGCCCGUUCAAAUGCGACAUCUGCGGCGCGAGCUUCACGCAGCGAUCGAACCUGCACUCCCACAAGCGAGCCACGCAUCUGGACGACAAACGGUACCACUGCGCACAGUGCCCCAAGAAGUUUAAACGCAGACGGUUGCUGGACUACCACAUCAAGGCGUCCCACACGGGCGAGCGGCCGCUGGUGUGCGAGAUCUGCCAGGCCACCUUCGUGUACCCCGAGCACUACAAAAAGCACGUGCGCAUCCACAGCGGCGAGAAACCGUACAAAUGCGAGGUGUGCGGCAAGUCGUUCAACUCGCGGGACAACCGCAACACACACCGCUUCGUGCACAGCGACCGCAAGCCGUACGAGUGCGUCGUGUGCGGUACCGGCUACAUGCGCAAACAGCUGCUUUACCACCACAUGAACACCAGUGGCCAUCUGGCAGAGUCAAUAGUCGUGAAUCAACCAAGAGUCACUAAGUUGGGUGAAAAUUUGGUCGUAGAAAGCAAGAUGGACAAACUGCCUGAAGCAGUGAGUACAAUAUACGAAACAUCAGAAGAAUCUCAAGAGUUGGUCGCUGAAGAAAAAAACGAUAAAUCCAGUAUAAGUCUUAUCCAAGCGAGAGACGAUUCAACGGUGCUGACACUACAUGACGUGGACGGAGCUAUGAAGACUGAAGGGACGAUAAUAGAUCACUUAUCUGAGGAUACGAUCAGUGGAGAACAGGAAAACGGCGCGAUUCGCUUGGUGCCUAUCGAACUACCUGAUGGCAGCAGCGGGUGGGUGGCGAUCAACGCAUAAAGCACAGCAGUUACCAACCAGGGCCCCGAAUCAUGUGUACUAACUAACAUACAAUAUGCAAUGGAUAUACUGAGUCGGUCACUCAGUGGGCGAUGAAGAAUGUCCAAAUUUAAUAAAUUCGGAGUAAAAUAAGAUAUGAGGAGAUCCGAUUUAUCGCCAUGCUUAUUUCUGCCGCUAAGCUCCGGUCAGCAGGGCGUGGUUUCCGGUGUCAUUAAAACACACGUGGCUUCACAUCUACGGCUCAGGUUGAUGGGCACAAACCGGCACGUUGCAGGACGUGGUUUUCGCAGGUUUCCACUUGCCAUCAAGUGGGCCAUGUGUAUAAUAACGAUCCUAAAACCAUCCGACAGGGUCAAGUUUUCAUUGUCAUAAUAAAUUUUAACAACUAUAUGUAUUUCGGUUUAUAGUUUAAUAUAUUAUUAUUGGGUUAUAUAUAAAU
Pararge aegeria (speckled wood butterfly) is the source of this 3465-nucleotide messenger RNA. Its product is annotated as zinc finger protein 354B-like. Gene Ontology annotation, cellular component: nucleus. Lineage: Eukaryota; Metazoa; Arthropoda; Insecta; Lepidoptera; Nymphalidae. Gene Ontology annotation, biological process: regulation of transcription by RNA polymerase II. The coding region runs from base 180 to 3026 and encodes 948 amino acids. The transcript is spliced from 25 exons. Gene Ontology annotation, molecular function: RNA polymerase II cis-regulatory region sequence-specific DNA binding; DNA-binding transcription activator activity, RNA polymerase II-specific. The record is from RefSeq and is a predicted model, not a curated record.